This is a messenger RNA of Iphiclides podalirius (scarce swallowtail), 756 nucleotides long. The record is from the annotation of a GenBank genome assembly. NCBI's taxonomy places the organism in Eukaryota, Metazoa, Arthropoda, Insecta, Lepidoptera, Papilionidae.
AUGGUAGACGUACUUUAUUCAUUAGUUGGCGUGUUUGUGGUUCACUCUUUAUUAGUCUACACCUUAGUUCCCCUCGCUAAUGUCUACGACAGACCGAUUUUCUCCGUAUACGUAAUAGCGUACUCACAAUAUACCAUCAGUUACGUGAUCCUGAGCUUCUUCAAUUACCGCUGCAGCAAGUACAAUGUGAAACUGCUAUUAAAACUCCAAGCGAUAGAUCUCCGCCUAUACAAUAAGAAGGACACAAAGAGAGUAAGGCUUUUCGUUUGGAUCAUAUGUUGCUGUUUGCUACUAGUCUACGGCUCGUUUAUAACGUUGAAGCUUCUUUAUGACCCUUUGUGGAAUUGGAUAAGGGCAUUGUUUAUACUCACCGCACUCAUCUACGACGUGGAGCUCGCGUACUCUAUAUGCACCGUUCACUAUUUGGUGGGCAAGGCGAGACGGUGGUCGCAGAUUUUGCAGGUAGAUGAGAAGAAUCCGCAAGUGCUUCAAGACGAAAUUGGUGUCGCGCUGGCGGAGAUGAUGUUUAAGGUCUACGAAGAUAUUCUUGAGGCACUGGUGCUGUUGAAAAAAUCCGCGCAGACGACGAUAGAAACAGUAUCGGUCAUAAGUCACGCGUAUGGAGUCUCUGUUUGGGUGUCCAAAGCUGUGGUCACCGAGGCAACAUUCUGCAUUGCCUGCGAAAUACUGUACAGACGAAUUGCUUCCGCUCAAAUGGUUGUCGCCUCGAACAUAAACUUGUAUAAUUGUCGUACG